Messenger RNA from Drosophila arizonae, 1204 nucleotides. RefSeq lists its product as uncharacterized. Gene Ontology annotation, molecular function: protein binding. The record is from RefSeq and is a predicted model, not a curated record. NCBI's taxonomy places the organism in Eukaryota, Metazoa, Arthropoda, Insecta, Diptera, Drosophilidae.
CUAUAAAAAAAUAAUAACACACACAUAUACCCGAGAAUACAUAUAUACACUGUAUAAGAUUGGUAUAUAGUAAGAGAAGACGGAGACUAUGUUCCAGGACGGGCCGAAAAACUCGAACUUGCGCCUCACCCAUCAAUGGGAUGUCACCCCCGACGACAGUUGCUCGGAGAGGAGCACCAACGAGUUCACGAGGGCUGUGCUCGCGCGCACCCCCCUGCUUUUGGUAGACUAUGUGCAGUUUCUGGCCGCUCGCAAGAUACAGAAGCAUUGGCGCGGCUAUUAUGCGCGGAGCUUACUGUACAAGCGGUGGCUGGCAGCGGUCACCAUACAGCGGUGGUGGCGCGGCUACUGGGUGCGCAAGAGCCACUUCGGAUUCGUGGAGAAUAAGCUCCAGACUAUGCUCAUCGACCACUACGAUCGGGCGGCGACGAAGAUUCAGGCGCUCUACCGCGGCUGGAGAAUACGCCAGACGGUGCACGACUCGAAGGGGCUGAGCCGGCUGCAGAACUGCGCCGCCGAGGAUCUGCUGAACUGUGUGGCCUCCAAGCUGCACUACAUGCUGCGCACCUACCAAAUACCGGGCGUCUACUCGCUGCGCAAUUCACACUGUUUGUCGCGCGUGGAGAAGCUGCUGGCCAGCACCCAGUAUCGGUUCCACAAUGCACGUGUGCACAGUGACAUGGCGUACCGCAUGAACGUGAUGGACAAGCACCGCAAGGAGUACAAGCAGAGCAAGUACUACACGAAUGUGCCGUUCAAGGGGCCCGACUACAACCUCGCCUGCAAGCCGCACUGCAGAGAGGCCUUGCACAGGACCAAGGACAUCGACGGCAGGAUGUUCAAGAUCAUAAACGACUACGAGAAGGCGCAGAUGGAGGCCAAAGCCAAAAUGGCAAAGUACAACCUGGCCGAGAGGAAGCGGCGCCAGCACAUCAAUAUGGUCCUCCAGCGAUGUCAGCGCGAGAAGCGCAACUUCUGUGCCGAUGUGAUUGCCAGCAUGCGACGCUGGAGCAUCUGGAAUGGAACGAACUUUGCCAUUGACAAGGACAUCUUUCGCAACACCGAGAAGCUCGAGCACUUCCUGGACGAGGCGUUCGAGAUAAUGGACAACCUCGUCAAUUGCCACUGCAAAAUGCCCGUGCACGACAUAGUCAUUUGUCACUGAUUCUUGUAAAAUUCCGAAUGCUACAAAUAAACUGCAAUA